Messenger RNA from Carcharodon carcharias (great white shark), 1701 nucleotides. RefSeq names its product histone H2AX-like. Bases 32 to 424 code for a protein of 130 amino acids. Lineage: Eukaryota; Metazoa; Chordata; Chondrichthyes; Lamniformes; Lamnidae. Gene Ontology annotation, molecular function: protein heterodimerization activity; DNA binding; structural constituent of chromatin. The record is from RefSeq and is a predicted model, not a curated record. Gene Ontology annotation, cellular component: nucleosome. The transcript is spliced from 2 exons.
UCGUUGCGAAAGAGUUGGUGAGAUUGUUGAGAUGUCUGGAAGAGGAAAGACCGGUGCGAAAGUUCGUUCCAAGGCCAAGUCUCGCUCCUCCCGGGCCGGACUGCAGUUCCCGGUGGGCCGCGUUCACAGGCUGCUGAGGAAGGGUAACUACGCUGAGCGUGUGGGUGCCGGAGCUCCGGUCUAUCUGGCCGCUGUGCUGGAGUACCUGACGGCUGAAAUUCUCGAGCUGGCCGGCAACGCGGCCCGGGACAACAAGAAGACCCGCAUCAUCCCCAGGCACCUGCAGCUGGCCGUCCGCAACGACGAGGAGCUCAACAAGCUGCUGGGAGGGGUGACCAUCGCUCAGGGCGGGGUGCUGCCUAAUAUCCAGGCCGUGCUACUGCCCAAGAAAACCGGCGCCUCUGCAGCCGCCAAGACCAAGUGAAGCGACCAUUCUUUAAACUGAGAACCCAAAGGCUCUUUUCAGAGCCACUCACUGAAUCAGUGAAAGGGCUGACUGAUUGCUUGCUGAGAGGCGCUACUUACAAUCAUCCUGCAUUUAAGGGAUUGUUUUCAGUUUUUCGGGUUGAAGAUACGUUGUUGUCUGGCCUUGGUGACGUUUAAUCAGGACAGAGACUUCAUACUCGAAGGAGAUUCGCCAGUGCCUGAUGUGAGUUUGUGGCUUCAGUCACAGAAAUCUUUUACUGUGCAGAUGGAAGCUAAUCGGCCCGUCGAACCUGUACUGCCUCUCUGAAAGAACAUUCUACCUAGCUCCCACUCCCCCCUCCCCGGCCUUAUCCCCCGUGACCUUGCACAUUCUCUCUUCAGGUACUAAUUCAGUUCCCAAUUUUUUAAUAACUCCAUCGAACCUGCCUCCACCUUUUCAGGAAGCUUGCUCCAGACUCUAACCACCCCCUGGGUGAAAGGAAAGAAGUCCUCGCAUCGUACUUACUCCUGCCAUUUAUAGUUUAAUGCUACUAACGUGGGUUGGUCCACCACUCUCUCGACCUACUCUUCAAUAUUAGAAUAUCUUUCUUGCUGCAAUUAGUUCAACUAUUAUUUUGUGUCUCGGGUCUCCUCCGCUUUAAGCAGUUGAAUGAUAAGCAAAGGCCUCAGUAAACACGUGGCUUUCUAUCAUUGCCAAAUUGAAAUUUACAUUGACAUUCAAAGCUGCGACAUGAAACUUGGGACCACGUAACAACAACUCGCACGUAUAGAGGAAGAGCGAGAUGGUGAGACUGUUUCGCAUGUCAGAAAUCGAAAUUAUUGCUUUAAAAACUCGCAUACAUCAAAUAAACAGACAAAGGGAAGACAAAAUUUCAAUUACCGGAAAGGACAGAAAUAGUGAAAGCACCCAUGACCCGGAGAUUAAACAACACAGUGAAAAUCACACUUCCAUGCAACAUACUAAAAUGUAUGUUUAAAACUAAAACACGAGUAUCAAGAGACUGUCAGACGCACACUCCUCUGUCGUUCACAGCAUGGGGAUCAGUCUACAAUCUGUUUGUUUCGCAAUGCUUGAACUGACGUGUGUCCGCUUAUAGAAUGCUGGGAGUAAAAACAAUAACUUUCUGCCCGCAAAUUUUCAAACGGAUAGAAGCGAAUCCGAUCAGAGACCGAUUGUAAUGGCGAAUCUGAAAUCUGUGAACCGAUGUGAAACAAGACGACCUGAGAUGUAAAGUUUUAAAUAUUUAUCGUGAGAUAAACUACUGACUCAUUCGA